This is a messenger RNA of Trematosphaeria pertusa, 867 nucleotides long. RefSeq names its product carbon-nitrogen hydrolase. The transcript is spliced from 2 exons. The coding region runs from base 1 to 867 and encodes 288 amino acids. Lineage: Eukaryota; Fungi; Ascomycota; Dothideomycetes; Pleosporales; Trematosphaeriaceae. The record is from RefSeq and is a predicted model, not a curated record. Gene Ontology annotation, molecular function: protein-N-terminal glutamine amidohydrolase activity; protein-N-terminal asparagine amidohydrolase activity. Gene Ontology annotation, biological process: protein catabolic process.
AUGAAGAUUGCACUACUCCAGUUCGCCCCGGAGGUGGGCAAGGUGCAGGAGAAUAUCCGAAGGGCAGAUGAGCUCCUACAGAAGACCAGCAUUCCUGUGGACCUGGAUUGGCUUGUUCUACCCGAGAUGGCAUUUUCUGGCUACAACUUCCAUUCACUCGAAGAAAUCCAGCCCUACCUCGAGCCCACCACCUCCGGUAUAACCACACAAUGGGCCAUUCAAGUAGCUAUGCACUACCGCUGUCAUGUCACGGUCGGUUAUCCGGAACUCACCACCACCGACCCGAAAACGCAAUACAACAGCACCGUAACCAUCUCCCCCGCCGGCGCCAUCCUUAUCAACUACCGCAAAUCCUUCCUCUACUAUACAGACGAGACUUGGGCGUCCGAAGGCCCCCAACGCUUCUACGCCGGCCCCCUUGGCUCGCUCGGUCCCGUAACUCUUGGAAUCUGCAUGGACAUCAAUCCCUACCAAUUCCUCGCGCCCUGGACCGACUACGAAUUCGCCAACACGGCGCUGGCUCACCAAACGCCCUUGAUCUGCGUAUCUAUGGCAUGGCUAUGUCACCUGAGUCCUGAGGAACUGAUGGUGGAGCCAGGGCAGGCGGACGUAGCCACGGUAGCGUACUGGGUUGAGAGAUUUCAGCCGCUGGUGGAGGGGUCAAGAGAGAAAGAGGGCACUACGUUUGUGGUGCUGGCGAAUCGGUGUGGGGUUGAGAAGGGGGUGUGCUAUGCGGGGAGUAGUACGGUGAUCAAGAUCGAGAAGGGCGCGGUGAGCUUGUUUGAGACUGCAGGAAAAAGUGAGGAGAAGUGUUUGGUGGUGGAUUUGAGCGAGAGGCCCAAAUUCCAAGUGAGGAGUGGAAGAUAG